CAGUGGUGGGAAGAGCAGCGUGGUGGGCUCCACGUAAGCGGAACUUUGGUUGAAAGGCGGAUUCGUCGUGAUGUUUGGAUUUAAAACGAAUAUAUCUGGCUGGGACAAGCGACUGCCGAACCAGUUCCACUGCCGCAAGCAAUAGGUAAUUGUGUUAUACGGUCAGUUUAGUUGGUUAGUUUUCGAAGCGCUGAAUUUGGGAACAUCUUAGCAGGAUCAAGAUUGUAAAAUGUCAGGCCGGAAGGAAACUGUUUUGGAUUUGGCAAAGUUUGUUGACAAGGGUGUCCAAGUCAAGCUAACUGGCGGAAGGCAAGUUACAGGGACUCUAAAAGGAUAUGAUCAGCUGCUAAAUCUAGUGCUGGAUGAAGCAAUUGAGUUUCUAAGAGAUCCUGAUGAUCCACUGAAGACUACAGAUCAGACCAGGCGUCUUGGCCUAAUAGUUUGUAGGGGAACUGCAGUGAUGCUCGUAUCACCUACGGAUGGAACCGAUGAGAUUGCAAAUCCCUUUAUGCAGCCAGAUGGGGCCUAAUCUGAUCUUCCUUUUUUUCUCUCCUCUCCUUUUCCAUUAAUGUUGUAACUUUGAUGUAAAAUCAGUCUACUUUAUUUUAAUAUGGUCUUUGCUGCAGUUUCUUUCCUCUGGAGGGUUGAACUCCCUGAGAAUUUUUAUUCACCAGGCACGGAUGUUCCUAUUUAUCUUUGUGUUGAAAUAGUAGCAGCAAUUCGUGCUUAAAGAAAUUUUCGACCAUUAGUCCUAUUCUUGGGAAUUCCUUUUUUUAAAAAAAUCACACUUUGUUAUCGUA
This is a messenger RNA of Elaeis guineensis (African oil palm), 800 nucleotides long. RefSeq names its product sm-like protein LSM7. The record is from RefSeq and is a predicted model, not a curated record. Gene Ontology annotation, cellular component: U12-type spliceosomal complex; Lsm1-7-Pat1 complex; catalytic step 2 spliceosome. Gene Ontology annotation, biological process: mRNA splicing, via spliceosome; nuclear-transcribed mRNA catabolic process. Lineage: Eukaryota; Viridiplantae; Streptophyta; Magnoliopsida; Arecales; Arecaceae. Gene Ontology annotation, molecular function: RNA binding.